Messenger RNA from Fomitopsis serialis, 621 nucleotides. RefSeq lists its product as uncharacterized. Bases 1 to 621 code for a protein of 206 amino acids. The record is from RefSeq and is a predicted model, not a curated record. The transcript has 5 exons. NCBI's taxonomy places the organism in Eukaryota, Fungi, Basidiomycota, Agaricomycetes, Polyporales, Fomitopsidaceae.
AUGUGCAUCGCCGCGAAGUGCGUAGUCAAGAGUUUGUGCGUAAUACUCGUGGAGCUGGGGGAAAAUUCGACGAAAGACGCCUACACCCACAUGAGGACGUCGAGACAACAGGCAAGGGAGAAGCAGCUCACCAGCAACCAGCCGGAUGACAGGCGCCAACAGUUGGGCAAGCUCAGCUUCGCAACCGAAUUCUCGUACCUCAAGAUCCUCGGACAUGUCUACGUGGUCGAGGAUGCGGAAGACUUGGCCCUGAUUGUUCGCGAUGUGACGCGCUACGGGGGUGCACACAAACCGGCGUUGACAACGGGCGGACUGAGAAGUGACGAGAAGGCGGUCGAUAAAACCAUGUACAACCUCGGUUUCAAACGUGCACGAUUGUGUUCCGGGCCCGGGGCCGGCGAGCAGUGCACACAGCUGAACGCCUAUACCCCUGGUAAGAUGCUAGUAGGCGACGCAAUGAUUUGCUACGUACUAUCGCCUGCGAGCGACGAUGGUACCGGUGUUGAGAGACAGACCCAGAGGAGACAAAGUUGGUUCUUCAAGAUCUUUAAGAGAGAUGUCAGUACUGUAUCGGGCCGGGAUCUCGGCCGGACGUGGUACUCGGUCAGUCGACUGCCGUAG